UAUCAGCAGUUGACAUGACGAGUGAUCAUGCUUCAAAAUCAAAGUGUUGAUAUUUCUCAAAACGUCAGCGAACCGUUCUACGGGAAUUGUACUGUGCUAUGUUAAUGCCGUCCACUUUUUUGGAUUCAUAAUCUAUACCGGGAAGUCAGACAACUGUGCAUUUGGUCAGGAUGCCGGGGGGAGUGUCAACAUGCCCACACGUGAGGCUCCUGGGCAACUGGAGCUGGGAGGAAAUCAGAAGCAAGCAAGAGGACCACUGUCAUGUGUGCAAUACUGGCAUGCCCAAGCUCUGGCUGUGUCUUGUCGGACCGUGUCAGUUUGUGGGGUGUGGGGAGGCAGUUUGUGAUCACAGCUCUAUACAUGCUGAGGAGAAGAAGCAUUGCCUUACCAUCAAUUUGUCCACGCUAAGGAUCUGGUGUUACAUCUGUGAGGCUGAGGUCCACCCUGAUGGAAACACACCCCCGGUCCUAUUUGCUGAGCAUCCUGGGAAGAACAUGUCUAACUCCCCACUGAGGACUAACAGCUCUGGGGACAGCUCUCCGUGUAAAAGUUUUACGGGCGGGGAAGAUUCUGAUUCUGAUUACGAAGAUGGCUCAGUAAAACCCAGAGGUCUGACAGGGCUGAGGAAUUUGGGGAACACUUGUUAUAUGAAUGCUGCCCUUCAGUCUUUGUCAAACUGUCCGGCACUCACCAGAUAUUUCCUAGACUGUUCAGGGUUUGUGAGGCCAGACAGAAACCCUAUGUUGUCAAAGAGCUACCUGAGACUCAUAUCUGAGAUAUGGCACAAAAAAAGGCCGAGUUAUGUGGUGCCCAGUGGGGUGUCCAGUGGCAUCAAGGUGGUCCAUCCAAUGUUCAGAGGUUACUCUCAGCAGGACACUCAGGAAUUCCUCCGCUGUUUUAUGGAUCAACUACAUGAAGAGUUAAAAUACCCCGUCCCUGACGAGGAUUCUGAUGCGGAAUCGGAAGUUCCAGAGAGCAUGGACACAACCGUGACGAAUGAUCGACACGAGCCCCCUCCCUCAACAGACUCAGGCAGCCAAUCAGAGGUAGAGUACGAGACUUGUGACUCAGGGCUGAGCAGUGAAAGGAGCUCUGUGGACCCAGAGGUGUCAAGUGACGAAGGUGAGCAGAGUAACAGGCACCAGGCUGGGGAUGGCCCCGACCAGGAUUCAAGGGAGACAACCUGUGAUACCAGCAACAACUCUGAGCAGGUCAUGAUGUUACCUACUCAGAAAGAAGUGAAGGACUCGAGAAACCUGCUGUUCAAACAACACACAGACGGACCUUGCCAGACCAUUUUACCAGGUGAAGAGAUCAACCAAUCAGAGGCCUCGCAGACCAAUGAGAGCAUGUCGGAUCAGGAGUCCAAUUCUCGGACCAGGACACGAAAACCGCGCUCCAAGAGGUUGUCAGAAACGGUCUCUUCUCCGGAACUUCUCAGUCCGCCACGCUCACCACAGAAGGUUAACAUUGGGCCUGCUUCAGCAAAGGCCCAAGUGCAGCACAAGCCUAGUAAAGACAAAAAAUCGGUGCAGUACAGAAGUGUGAUAUCUGAUAUAUUUGACGGGAAAAUCCUGAGCUCUGUACAGUGCUUAACAUGUGAGAGGGUUUCAACGACAAAGGAAACAUUCCAAGAUUUGUCACUGCCAAUACCAAACAAGGACCACUUAACCAUGAUUCAUGCUAGUCAAGCGGGCUUUCCUAAGGGAGGCACCUGUGGGGAGGUGAAUCAGAGCUGGAUCUCAUGGAUUAUGUCCUGGAUGAGAAGCUGGUUUAUAGGGCCCACGAUCACUCUACAGGAUUGUCUAGCGGCCUUUUUCUCCGCUGAUGAGCUCAAAGGAGAUAACAUGUACAGCUGUGAAAAGUGUAAAAAACUCCGCAACGGAAUCAAGUAUUCCAAGGUUUUGGAAUUGCCAGAGGUGUUGAGUAUCCAUCUGAAGCGGUUUCGUCAUGAAUUUAUGUUCUCAACAAAAAUUGCCAGCACAGUGUCCUUCCCUCUGGAAGACUUGGAAAUGAAACAGUACUUACACAAAGACUGUAAAUCUGAAAUAACGACGUAUGAUCUGUUCGCUGUGAUUUGUCACCAUGGGACAGCUGGAGGUGGUCACUACACAGCGUAUUGCCUCAACUACCUGAAUGACCAGUGGUACGAGUUUGAUGACCAAUACGUGACAGAAGUGGAUGUCCAGCAGGUCAUGACCUGUGAGGCUUACGUCCUGUUCUACAAGAAGCGCAAUGAUGCUAUGCUGAGUCAGAGGCAGAAGGCCAUGGAGCUGAUGGAACUCCGUGAGCCCAGUCUACUGCAGUUCUAUGUGUCCAAACAAUGGAUUAACAAGUUCAACACCUUUGCUGAACCUGGUCCUAUCUGCAAUAUGGACUUUCUCUGUUCACACGGAGGUGUCCAUCCUAAUCGUGUGAGUUAUGUCGAUGAGUUAGUGGUGCCUCUGCCCCAGUCUGUGUGGGAAUAUCUGCAUGAUAGGUACGGUGGAGGGCCAGUGUGUAACCAUCUCUACCCUUGUUCUCAAUGUCAGAAGGAGCUGGAUGCCCUCAGACUGAGACAAACCACAGAGAUGGACACCUUUAUACAGCUGAAUGAGAAGUUCCAAGAAGAGGAUCAUCCUCCAGUUAUCUACGCCAUCAGUAUGAGCUGGUUCAAGGACUGGGAAACCUUUGUCAGGGCCAAAACUGACAAUCCUCCGGGUCCCAUCGACAACAGCAGAAUCACAGUGAUGAAAAAUGGACAGCCUAGCGUCCGUAAUAGCUCCGAUCAUGGGCAACUCUCGAAAGAAAUGUGGCAGUUCCUUCAUGGACUCUACGGAGGAGGACCGGAGCUCAUCCUUCGACAAACAUUGGCCUCAAUGGCGGCUAGCGGCAGUCCUGCCCAAUCCCAAACCACUGCAACAACAACACUGUCAUCUAACUCAACCACCUCCUCUUCACCCACCCCAGUAAACCAACAGGCAGCACCUGUCACAUCACAACAACAGCAGCAGGCACCAUCAUCAGCAGGGUCCACUUCAGAGGAGGAAUAGAGACUAGACUCACAAAUAUGCAGUAUACACAAGCUGUAUUACAGCGGACAAGAACAGACACCGUCGUCAGAAUGGUCGACUUCAGAUGAGGAAUAGAAAUGAUUGUCUGCAAUAGGCAGACUAAACCAGCUAUAUAUUAGAACACCAGCAAGCAGCCUGACAAGCAGGUUUGACAUCAGACAUGAGAGACAGGGUGCUGACAGACACACAGGCUGCACCAACUUUAUUGCAACUUUAUUGUCAUUGGCAGUCCUGACUCCAGAUGAGGAAUAGAAUGAAAACUCUGUAAACAGACAUACAGACUGACAGCCGUUCUGACAGGAAUUGUCGUUGGUAGAUCACAACAUCAGAUGAGGAUUAGAAACAUGAUUAGCUUAUUUUGUGGACCUGACAGGUUGAAAUUGGACCAUUUGCUGUACAUUUUAUUAAACUUCAACAGUUGUUGUGAGUAGGACAUGUGGCUAUUUUCACAGAGCACUUUAUCAACACAUUUCCCACUAAAUCAUUCAGCCUACAUGGAGAAGACCAGUCACAACGCAGACACAGCGCUGAGCAAAGCCUGAUCUUUUGGUAACCCAUUUAGUUAAAUGAACCGUCAUCAGAUUCCUAACCGAAAUAAAAAUGCUUUUAAAUACCUGUCAUUUCUCAGACUUUAGUUUAGUUCUUCAACCCAGCUACUGUUCAACUACCUCCCACCCCCACCCACCAACCCACCCACCCCCGCCCAAGUAAAAUACUAAUUACCCUAAAUGAGCUAAAAAUUCGACCACAAAAGAACAUUUUUGGAGGCGAAUAAAUGUCAUGAGAUAUUACCUCAAGUGCUAAAAUUUACAUUUUCCUAGUAGGAUAGGCUUGUGUACAGCUUGACAAAGGACUAAGAAGUAUGAAUGUUACAGUGUUUUUGCUUUUCCCAGUGUUUUAUUUGUCAUCCAUACUUAAUUUUGCUUUGCUUAUUAUGUGCUGAUGUACUGGUGAAUGUAUUGGUGGGUUUGAAAAGUUACCGUACCUUAUUAACAUCGAGUUAACAGAGCAGUUCAAUAACCUGUGUAAUUAACUGUAAUACCUGACCCUUUGUUUUCUAAGAUUAUGUCCUCAGUCCAGAAGAUACAUAGUGUAGGCCAUUGACCAAUAAUCGCACAUGACAGUAUGUCACUUUCAGUGAAAAUUAACUUGUUCAUCAGGUAUCCGCCAGUGAUACACUCAAAAUUGGGCCUAAAUAUGGAUGGUGUUUGGUAGGCUUGACCAAACAUUCAUAUCAGCCCUCGUAUGAGCCCCAGGCUGAUAUCAAUACCUGGAUGGUUCCCUCCUCCUGAUGGCGAGUGGUACUAAUCCCGAUUGGUACUAAUCCCGAGUGGUACUAAUCCCGAGUGGUACUAAUCCCGAGUGGUACUAAUCGCUUCAUCCUUGGAAUCAGGCACUGGAUAAAUUUCUCACAUCUCAGAUCUAACACCGACCUCGGCUCAUUUGUUCUGACAUAGCAUUUUACCGUUCCAUUUGUACAUAAAUUUGUGAUGCUGCAAUGGGGUAGUAUCUCAUGAUGUCAGAUCUGAGUGUUUCAACAUCUCAACUUUGAUGCGCCUUUUUUGUCGUGAGGCUUUCCACGCUGGGAGUGUGUUACUGUAUAUUUUUGACCAAUCAUAAGGCUGAUAGCUUUAUAAUGUAUCUGAUGUCACAUUCAAGGUAGAUGGAGUACAUCACAGAACCAGGCUUGAGUUUAGAGUCUGUGCAAACCUGUCACUGUUUGUCCGUCAGUCAGUAAUGGUUAACUGAUACAUAAUAAGUAUGUAAUAAUGUACCAAUAUUCACAUCAGCGCUCAACUGCCACAUCAGCUCUAGAUCUUGGCACCGCAGUCUGUAUGUGACAUUGUAAACGUUUUACUACACCAAAUUAGUGACAUCGACAAUAGAACAAUAAAGAUGAAGCCGGUUAUAUUCUUGAUAUCACAGUCGCCAUUUUUUACCCAUCACACCACUUCACUCUCUUCUUGGCAGCUUCUUUGAGGUCUGUAGUUAUCUUGUUAAUCGUCAUACCCUAGUCUUGAUUGUAUAUGUAUCUACAUGAACAUGAACUGUAUUGUAAUAGUAAAUUGUGUACAUUCUUGGACAUUUCCAAAUGUUCAGAUUUUUUUUUUCCCGACUUGUGCUUGGAUGCACAGAUCAGGAAUGUAUAUAAAUGAAUGGAAAUGAAAGCAGAGAAAUGGUAUUGGAAUUGAUUUACAUGUAACCUAUAAAACUCUCUGUUAUGUACUAUUUGCAGGGUUAUUUUUCUCUUGAAAAUUUGACAAGCUCUGAAGGCAGAGAUUGAGUGACCUGGUGAAGUUGUGUAUAAUAAUUGUGCAUGCUUAGAUACAAAUGUUCAUUUUGGUUUUCCUGGACGUUUUCAUCCUGAUCAGCCAGGUGAUGUAAGUGUAGAUACGAUGCUCUGCUCAAUAUUGAGGUGUCAUACCUUGGCUCAAGAAGACGGGGGCAUUUUUACAGAACUCUUUGACAGCACUGUGACAUUGUAAAGUUAUGCAUCGCAAUUGUGUAUGCUUAGAUGUAGGUUUUCCUGGACAUCUUACAGAACUCUUGACAGCACUGUGACAUUGUAAAGUUAUGCAUCGUAAUUGUGCGUGCUUAGAUGUAGUUUUUCCUGGGCAUUUUACAGAACUCUUGACAGCACUGUGACAUUGUAAAGUUAUGGAUCCUAAUUGUGUUUGCUUAGAUGUAGUUUUUCCUGGACAUUUUACAGAACUCUUGACAGCACUGUGACAUGUUGAAGUUAUGCAUCAUAAUUGUGCAUGCUUAGAUGUAGUUUUUCCUGGACAUUUUACAGAACUCUUUGACAGCACUGUGACAUUGUAAAGUUAUGCAUUGUAAUUGUGUUUGCUUAGAUGUAGUUUUUCCUGGACAUUUUACAGAACUCUUGACAGCACUGUGACAUUGUAAAGUUAUGCAUCGUAAUUGUGCGUGCUUAGAUGUAGUUUUUCCUGGGCAUUUUACAGAACUCUUUGACAGCACUGUGACAUUGUAAAGUUAUGGAUCCUAAUUGUGUUUGCUUAGAUGUAGUUUUUCCUGGACAUUUUACAGAACUCUUGACAGCACUGUGACAUGUUUAAGUUAUGCAUCAUAAUUGUGCGUGCUUAGAUGUAGUUUUUCCUGGACAUUUUACAGAACUCUUGACCGCACUGUGACAUUGUAAAGUUAUGCAUCAUAAUUGUGCAUCGUCGUCAUAUGACUGAAAAAUUGUUGAGUACGACGUUAAACCCCAAGCACUCACUCAUAAUUGUGCAUGCUUAGAUGUAGUUUUUCCUGGAUAUACAGAACUCUUGACAGCACUGUGACAUUGUAAAGUUAUGCAUCACAAUUGUGUUUGCUUAGAUGUAGUUUUUCCUGGACAUUUUACAGAACUCUUGACAGCACUGUGACAUGUUUAAGUUAUGCAUCAUAAUUGUGCAUGCUUAGAUGUAGUUUUUCCUGGACAUUUUACAGAACUCUUGACAGCACUGUGACAUGUUUAAGUUAUGCAUCAUAAUUGUGCAUGCUUAGAUGUAGUUUUUCUGGACAUUUUACAGAACUCUUGACUGCACUGUGACGUAUUAAAGUUAUGCAUCAUAAUUGUGUUUGCUUAGAUGUAGUUUUUCCUGGACAUUUUACAGAACUCUUGACCGCACUGUGACAUUGUAAAGUUAUGCAUCAUAAUUGUGCAUGCUUAGAUGUAGUUUUUCCUGGACAUUUUACAGAACUCUUUGACAGCACUGUGACAUGUUUAAGUUAUGCAUCAAAAUUGUGCAUGCUUAGAUGUAGUUUUUCCUGGACAUUUUACAGAACUCUUGACAGCACUGUGACAUUGUAAAGUUAUGCAUCAUAAUUGUGCAUGCUUAGAUGUAGUUUUUCCUGGACAUUAUACAGAACUCUUUGACAGCACUUUGACAUUGUAAAGUUAUGCAUCACAAUUGUGCAGGCUUAGAUGUCCCUUUUUUCCUGGACAUUUUACAGAGCUCUUGACAGCACUUUGACAUUGUAAUGUUAUAUGCAUCAUAGUAAGCAUGCUUUGUUUUUCACAUUGAAAUCACAUUGUAAUUUCUUGUAAUUGUAAUUGUUCACCAACAAUUACCAAGGUGUACUCAUGUGGUGAAAAAUCACGAGAAAUCACAAUAUGACUUUCUGUAAGUCUGAUUGAAUGCAGGAAGAGAACAAUGUGAUUUACAUUGACAUUGAACUUCACAUGAUUUUUCAGCAUACCGUCACCUUUCUACACUAAAGUUGCUACAGCAAGGUAAUUACAAUUAAUGGUCUCAAAUUUUGCCCAUAACCAGUCUGCACAUUUUACCUCAAUAAAAGAGUUCUGGUGAUCAGAGAAAGGUGUUUUGGGGUUGGUUUAGAAGGUAGUGUGACACCCUAAUAGUAAAAUGUAAGUGUAGGAACCAAGGUAAUAUUUUUAGACAUUUAUGUGCCUCUGAAAAUCGGUUGAAUUGGUCGAAGUUUUAGGUCAUUGACCAUGGUUCCGUGAAUGUGGAUGAAUGAUUUACUGACCAUGGUUCCGUGAAUGUGGAUGAAUGAUUUACUGACCAUGGUUCCGUGAAUGUGGAUGAAUGAUUUACUGAUGUACUUACCAGAUCUCCAGUCAAGAUCACAUUGAGUUAUUUUGGGCAGAUUAAACUGGGAUUGAUUCAGGUUUUAAAUGCUGGGGAUAUUUCAUUGUUAUUCAUUGUUGUGCAUGCUACUUUCGAUAGUGAAGAAAAAACAACCCAUCAGUCUUGUCUUUGGCUUUAAAAGUGUGUUCUUUGUUUUUG
Liolophura sinensis is the source of this 7807-nucleotide messenger RNA. Its product is annotated as ubiquitin carboxyl-terminal hydrolase 20-like. Gene Ontology annotation, molecular function: zinc ion binding; cysteine-type deubiquitinase activity. Gene Ontology annotation, biological process: protein deubiquitination. Lineage: Eukaryota; Metazoa; Mollusca; Polyplacophora; Chitonida; Chitonidae. The record is from RefSeq and is a predicted model, not a curated record.